This is a messenger RNA of Aspergillus saccharolyticus JOP 1030-1, 1283 nucleotides long. Its product is annotated as aldo/keto reductase family protein. Lineage: Eukaryota; Fungi; Ascomycota; Eurotiomycetes; Eurotiales; Aspergillaceae. The transcript has 3 exons. The record is from RefSeq and is a predicted model, not a curated record. The coding region runs from base 164 to 1216 and encodes 350 amino acids.
CUUGCGCUCCACCUGCUUCCAUUGUUUUCCCUUUAUAGACCGCCCUGUGUCGAGAUGAUUCAAUCGCUCAUAUUCUUUGAUUAGAAUCGUUACUCCACCAAAUCAUACAAGCUCUACCCCGCAUAUCUGUUCAGACCCCGAGACACUUGACCUUUUGUUCACUAUGCCUCUUGUUGCACAGAGCCCCUUACCAAGAGUCAUCCUUGGCUUGAUGACCUUUGGUCCGGACGAGUCUGCGGGUGCUCGUAUCACCUCUCUCGACGAAUUCAACAAGUCCCUAGAUCUGUUCCAACAGCAGGGGUUCAAUGAGGUUGACACCGCUCGCGUUUAUGUCGGAGGACAACAAGAAGCUUUUACCGCUCAAGCGAAGUGGAAGGAGCGUGGAUUGACUUUGGCAACCAAGUGGUAUCCUCGUGUACCUGGCGAUCAUAAGCCACAAGUCAUUCAGGAGCAGCUCGAGCUCUCCCUGAGGAACUUGGGAACCGACUGCGUUGAUAUUUUCUACCUUCAUGCUGCCGACCGAUCAGUGCCCUUCACAAAGACACUGGAGGCUGUGAACCAAUUGCAUAAGGAGGGGAAGUUUGUUGAGCUCGGUUUGAGCAAUUUCACUGCUUUUGAGGUUGCAGAGAUAGUUACCGUUUGCAAUGAGAGGGGCUGGGUGCGGCCCACCAUCUAUCAGGCCAUGUACAAUGCUAUCACUCGGUCCAUUGAAACCGAAUUGGUCCAUGCUUGUAAGCGGUAUGGAAUUGACGUUGUGGUCUAUAAUCCGCUUGCCGGUGGAAUCCUUUCCGGAAAAUACAAAACGCAGGAUAUUCCCCAGGAAGGCAGAUAUAGCGACAAGUCGUCCACUGGAACAUUGUAUCGCAAGCGAUACUUUAAGGACGCAACAUUCGAUGCCCUGCGCGUCAUCGAGCCGGUCGCAGAGAAGCACGCUCUGACCUUGCCGGAGAUUGCAUUCCGCUGGCUUCGCCAUCACUCUGCUCUGAAUAUCAAGGAGAGUGGUCGUGACGGCAUCAUCGUAGGGGUGAGUAGUAUUGCGCAACUAGAGAGCAAUCUCAGAGACAUUCAGAAAGGACCUUUGCCUGAGGAAGUGGUGGAAGCCCUGGACAAGGCAUGGUUGAUUGCGAAGCCCACGGCGCCCGAUUAUUGGCACCUCGAUCUGAAGUAUACUUAUGAUACGAAGGAGGCGUUGUUCAAAUCGAAAGCAAGCGCCUAAUUGUAGUGCAGUACCCAGCCAGAGAAAAAGACGAAAUCCAUAUCUCCUGUCCAAUUAUAUCAUGUUU